Molecule: messenger RNA, 1536 nt
Organism: Ostreobium quekettii
Lineage: Eukaryota; Viridiplantae; Chlorophyta; Ulvophyceae; Bryopsidales; Ostreobiaceae
Source: the annotation of a GenBank genome assembly
AUGUCCUUGGAGAUCGAGGCCGCAGAUGUGAUCAAGAUCAUCCUGCAGUUCUGCAAGGAGUCGGGGCUCCUGGCGUCCUUUGAUGCCAUUCAGAAUGAAUGCCAGGUCUCGCUCAACACAGUUGACAGCAUUGAGACCUUCGUCUCUGAUGUGAAUAAUGGCAGAUGGGAUGCAGUGUUGCCAGUGGUCACUCAGCUGAAGCUGCCCCGCAGCAAACUGGAGGACCUGUAUGAAUUGGUUGUCCUUGAAAUGAUAGAGUUGCGUGAGAUCGACACAGCACGGGCCAUGUUGAGGCAGACGCAGGUCUUUCAAAGGAUGAAGAGGGACAAUCCUGAGCGCUACAUGCGGCUGGAGCAGCUCUGUGGCCGGACGUACUUUGACAUACGUGAGGUUUAUGGCGGGACUUCUAAAGAGAAGAGAAGGGGUCAAAUUGCACACUCCCUGUCACAAGAAGUCACCAUGGUUCCUCCGUCAAGGCUAAUGGACCUCAUUGGGCAGGCUUUGAAAUGGCAACAGCACCAGGGUCUCCUCCCGGCGGGCACAGCGUUUGACUUGUUCCGUGGGACUGCCCAGGGCCAGCGAGACGAGGUGGAGAGCUUUCCUGUGGCGAUGGAACGUGAGGUGAAGGUGCCCAAGGCCUACCACCAUGAGUGUGCACGCUUCUCGCCUGAUGGACAGAUGAUUGCCACUGGCAGCACAGAUGGCAUUAUAGAGAUCUGGGACCUGGUGUCAGGCAAGGUCAAGAAGGACCUGCAGUACCAGGCAGACAACAAUUUCAUGCUGCAGGACAGCGCAGUGCUGUGCAUGGACUUCACGAGGGACAGUGAGCUGUUGGUUACGGGGGCCAACAACGGCCAACUCAAGGUGUGGAGGAUCCGAACAGGCCAAUGCCUGAAGCGCAUUGACCGGGCACAUGCCCAGGGCGUCACAAGCGCCACUUUCUCCAGAGACGGAAGCCAUGUUCUCAGUGGAUCUUUUGACGGCAUCGUGCGGGUGCACGGCCUCAAGUCUGGCAAGACGCUCAAGGAGUUCAGAGGCCACACCUCAUUCGUGAAUGAUGCCAUCUACUCCGCAGAUGGCAGCCAAGUCAUAAGCGCUUCCAGCGAUGCGACGGUGCGCAUCUGGGACUCAAAGAGCUGUGAGUGCAUCCGGGCUUUCAGGCCGCCACAGUCUAUCAGCGGCGAAGUGCCAGUGAACACGGUGCACCUUUUUCCUCAGAACGUGGACCAAACUGUUGUGUGCAAUCGGACGUCCAUGGUGUUCGUGGUCACCUCCGAUGGCUCGGUGGCCAAGACUUUCCAGUCUGGAAAGCGCGAGGGGGGCGACUUCCUGGCAGCAUGCGUGUCGCCACAUGGCGAUUGGAUCUACUGCCUUGCUGAAGACAGCAACCUGUACUGCUUCAGUGUAUCUACAGGGAAGCUGGAGAAUAUACUGCAGGUCCAUGACAAGGGUGCCAUCGGUCUGUGCCAUCACCCCCAUCGGAAUUUGAUCGCCACUUUUUCCGAGGAAGGCGAACUGCGAUUUUGGAAAGCGUGA